AGAUCGUUAGGUGAAAUCCUUUGUGCUAUGUUGCGUCUGGUUGGAUAUCAGUUAGUUUGCGAUCGGAUUUCACCAGCGACGAUACGGUGCGCGAUUGUUCGAAAGUGAAACUCGGUGUAUGUAGUCUGUGGGAACGGCGACGAUCAUAAUCGAAUAUGUACUAGAUAUCAAAAGUGUUGCGCAACUUGAGCAUAACAAUUCAAUUAAUUACAUGUGAUAUUGAUUAACAUUUAUGAUCCAAUGAUUACCAAGUUUUUAGGAUAAGUGCUCUAUUUAAAACCGGGCCAGGGAAAUUGUGAAACCAAGAAACCGACCCAAGUGAAAAACAGGAUUGCGAUUCGAUCGUAGAAAAGAAAUGUGCCAACGAUGAUAAGUAUCCGUGAUGGUUGGUGUUCCAGUGGUGUUCGUCGAAGCCGCCAUGGGACCAGUUUUUUUACGACCCCGCAACGAUUGGCAAUCGCGAGCUUAAUUGUUCUGUUGGCUGAUCGAUCUUGUGCAAGCCCGGAGGAUCAUGUGUGCUUUCGAUAUGAGAGCUACACCGAACUCGAGAUGGUUCCCCGCAACCAAACCGUGCAGGUACUUACCAGGGAAUGGUGCCUGGAGAUCCCACCUCGCUGUACCUCCUACCGACCGGAGAUCAAGGAAGUCUACGUGAAACAGAACGUCACCAGAAUGCGAAAAAUCGAAUACUGCUGCGAAGGCUACGAGCAGAUUCUCGCAGAGGAAGCCACCACCCCCACCGUUGCUACAACCCUUUCCUGUCGCCCCGUCUGCCGCGGUGGCUGUGGACGUGGCCUGUGUGAAUUGCCCAACAGUUGCACUUGCGAGGCCGGCUUCACCGGAAAACACUGUACCCAAAGAUGUCGCACCGGAACUUGGGGCGAGAAUUGCAAACACCGAUGUCACUGUCAGAACUAUUCGUUGUGCGACAGCAAAUCAGGUCAUUGCCGGUGUACGGAUGGAUGGAUCGGGAAUCACUGUGAGACGUCUUGCCCCAGUGGAUUCUAUGGAACAUUGUGCAAGAGUCAAUGUAACUGCAGUACCAGCAGAUGUGACCCGGAAAGUGGUAAAUGUUUAGCGGAGGACGGUCUCGUCAUGUUCGAAAAUAUCACUCGAACCGUGGAAAAAGACUAUUCGGGUGAAAGCACAGAGCGAAUUUUGAUGAGUCAGUGGGUCAAAGUGGACAGUACUUCCAGUACAACUCCGCAAGUCACAACUGACAACGGUGAUAUCGAUUCGAUCAAUUCAACCUAUGCUCAAUCUUAUCAGGAAUACUUACCAUUAAAUACAAACAUCACCUUAAUUCCGAUGGAGAAUUCAACGACCACGACUGAGGAAUCGAAACAUGAUACCGUAUAUGAGAUUGUGGCAUCUACGACCAAAGUUGAAAUCACCUUCAUUGUAUCAUCAGAAUCGUCCACCACCGAACACAGUAAAAGUUCUAAAGGACCGGAACUGGUCUUUGUCGAAUCGGAUGACCGUACGGAUUUAGUCGAAGUUGUAGAUGAUAAGAAAGAUUCAAACAACGAAGAUCCAGAUGAGCAAGUCAAUCACACACAGGCCGUAGUUACCAUUUCGAGCCUGCUGUUGGCUCUAGUGUUACUCCUGUCGGUAGUGGCUUAUAUGAAAAAAAUCAAUCGGAAAACUAUGAUGAAGCAGCAACAGAUGAUUCAUCAGCAUCAGCAGCAUCAACGGCAAACAUCUGUCAACGGAGAACGGGGUCCCGACAGUCCAAGAAUAUUGGAACCACUACCGGACAUACCGAAAGUUAUCUACACCAGAGUGAAAGCAAAGAACCAUCGGGAGGGAAAUGGCGAACUUGAACACUACGAUGUCCCGAUCAACAACACCUCGGUGAACAAAUCAUCCCCGUACAAUUACAAUUUCACCCUGAGUAAACCGCCUCCGGGUCAUCAUCACCUGCCGGCGCGGAAGUACAGUCUGGAGCACAUCUACGAUGAAAUUCAAUAUCCUCCGAUGACGGAUUUGAAUAGUUCGACGACGUCGGCGACUGGGGAAAAUACAGACGAAGACCACUUUUCGAAAUCAAUCCUCGCCGAUACGAAGAUGGCACCGGUGAAGGUUAUCGAUGAGAUUAAAGGAAAGCAGUAAUAAAUUAUGAGUGUUGUUAAUAUUGUA
This is a messenger RNA of Ochlerotatus camptorhynchus, 2139 nucleotides long. RefSeq names its product Nimrod A (gene NimA). The coding region runs from base 367 to 2112 and encodes 581 amino acids. NCBI's taxonomy places the organism in Eukaryota, Metazoa, Arthropoda, Insecta, Diptera, Culicidae. Gene Ontology annotation, molecular function: protein binding; scavenger receptor activity. The record is from RefSeq and is a predicted model, not a curated record. The transcript is spliced from 6 exons.